Mollisia scopiformis is the source of this 1185-nucleotide messenger RNA. Its product is annotated as YjgF-like protein. The record is from RefSeq and is a predicted model, not a curated record. NCBI's taxonomy places the organism in Eukaryota, Fungi, Ascomycota, Leotiomycetes, Helotiales, Mollisiaceae. The transcript is spliced from 3 exons. Gene Ontology annotation, cellular component: cytosol; mitochondrion. Bases 413 to 754 code for a protein of 113 amino acids. Gene Ontology annotation, molecular function: deaminase activity.
UAAUAAUAAUAUUCACCUAGAAACACCAAACCGCAUUUGCAACCUGCACCAACACCAGCCAAAUUCACGUGACCGUCCCGGCAAGCAAGGGCACUGACCACCUGCUGAACGCGUGCUGAUUCGCUGAACGACAACGACUUCUUCUCUGAGCUCCACCACCCACCCACCUUUCUAGGGCGAGGAAUACAUACAUACAUACAUAUACAUAUACAUAUUGUUGACAACUCUCUUUCCUUCCCUCCCUCCAUUCUCCAUUUCAACCGUCAUGUCCCAGCUCAUCAGAAAUACUGCCAGAGCUACAAGAACUCUUUCAGUACGACCGUCUUUCACUCUAACCAGAAUCAGUGGACGCCGUUUCCACGCCCUUCCUCCCAAGAUGUCAGAUAUGAUUCCAAUUCUGACCAAACAUGCCAUGCCUCCUGUUGGACCAUACUCGCAAGCCAUCAAAACACCACAUGCCAUCUACUGUUCGGGCCAACUUCCAGCAGAUGCAGAAGGCAACCUAGUAGAAGGGUCAAUGGGUGAAAAAACCGCUGCGGUUCUCAAAGCUCUGUCAGCGGUUCUCGCCGAAGGAGGCUCUUCCCUUGACAAAAUUGUCAAAGCACAGAUAUUUCUCACCGACAUGGCGGACUUCGCUGAGAUGAAUGUCGAAUAUGAGAAGUGGAUCAAACACAAGGCGGCGAGGAGUUGCGUGGCCGUGAAGCAAUUACCAAGAGGGGUGAACAUUGAGAUUGAAUGUGUGGCGCUACCGUGAAGCACAUCAUUCAAUUGAGGUGGUGUUGUUCGAGGACAUUAGGAUGGGGCCUACGAGACACUUCACGAGACAUGGCAUAGUCUUUCUCGACAUUGAGAACGGCUUUUAUGAAUUGCUGCAAUUUGUUUUCGGCCUCUCAUGGAUAUAGGAAGGCGUAUGACACCUGCUGUUAGGUACCUCCUCGUGGUCAUUCCUGGACUGUUCACGUGACAUCGUUCAGUUAUCCAGCCACUUUGAGCGAGUAACAGGCAGAGUCUCCAUGUUAAUCCCAAAUAGUUCUUUCAAGCUUGCAGGAAGUUGAACAGCCAUUGACAGACGCAAGGACGGCAACAAGAAGCAAUAGUAAAGGCAACACAGCACAACAUAUGCUCCCUGCUCGAAACCGGUCCAAUGACCUGUCCUUAUCCAUUUCAAAUAUCCUUCAUUCCAGC